UCAACUGUGCUCUACCAUACCCUCUCAUUAACAAAGCACAAAAGGAGAGAAAAUCGCGGUGAUGGCGAGGAUAAUCCGUUCUUCAACAUCGACCUUGUGUUCUCCUUUUCGAUCGCAACAACGUAGGGUAGACUCGACGUCGUAUUUUGCUACAAUUAGAAACAAUCACAAGACAGUAGCAUGCCAAUACYUUCGWUUCAGAUCAUCCGCCUUUUCCACAACUGGAAAUAAGAACCUAGAUACUGCCAGAAACUCUUGGGGGAAUGAUUAUGGUGCCGAAGUGCAACGGCUAAAGCAUCUACGCAAUGUUGGUAUACUUGCACAUGUCGACGCUGGUAAGACGACCGUCACGGAGCGUAUGUUGGAACUCGCUGGAGUAGUUCGAAGCGCUGGUUCUGUCGACGAUGGAAACACGGUGACCGAUUUCUUACCYGCAGAGCGCGAGAGAGGGAUUACAAUUCAAAGUGCUGCAAUAUCAUUUGAAUGGGGAUGGCAUAACAACGAAAAGGAAACAUUAUCUACAGAUAACGAAGUUGCCGGUGACGAUUGGAAACAAAAUGAUAAUGUUUCGAUUCAGGUAAGUCGAUCUGAAUCGAGUCAUACAGUAUCAAGCAAUCCCGUUCAUUAAACGUUGACCUCUGGGAAAGAACGUUCGAUAUAACAUGCUUGGAAACCAAGUAAUCCCGGGUGUUUGACUUUCUCGUUUUCCGUMACAAUUGCUGACGCCCUCAUACACACAUACGUCACAUAUAGAUCAUUGACACACCGGGGCAUGUUGAUUUUUCUGUUGAAGURAAUCGCAGUGUUGCUGUGCUCGAUGGCGCUGUUUUAGUAGUAGACGCAGUAGCUGGAGUUCAGGCGCAAACUGAAACAGUUUGGAGAGCAAUUACAAGGCCAUCUUUGAACAAUCACAUAAUGCAAGACGAUUCAUCAACUACUAGAAGCGACAAUUCACAGAACGGAAAACAUGAUCAUCUCAGCCAUGAACCAUUACCUUGCUUGGCGUUGGUAAACAAAAUGGAUAAGGAAGGAUGCCAUUUUGGGAGAGCGAUACAAUCGCUCCGUGAAAAACUUCCUGGCGCCAAUCCCAUUCCCAUACAAAUUCCUCUUUUUAGCACGGGGAACUCACGCCUCAGGAGUGACAUGAUCAAAUCACUUGGAAUCUACGAUCGACUUCCGUCCAACGUUGUGGCAGUCUCAGUAGAGGAUACAAGCACGGCCACUGGAGAAUUUGUUGGGGUCGUAGAUGUCAUUCAAAUGAGAGCAAUCAUUUGGCCUGACGACAACAAUGGAAUAGAUGUGGAACAUUGCAGUCCAGCUGUAGUUAAUUUACUACAAUCUGACAUGCUCAGUCCAUCGCACGAGGAUUGUCCAGUGACMCAGGAAGCCAUCCAUGCUCGACUGGAGUUCGUUGAAGCUCUUGCUGAAGUAGAUGCCAGAACGGAAGAAAGUUAUCUAAACGAUGAGGAUCCUAGCUAUUCAGAACUAUUUGCCGCCCUUAGACGAGCAACAAUAGCGCGGAAAGCGGUACCAGUAAUGGCUACCGCUGCCCUAAAAGGAAAAGGAUUGGAACCCCUCUUGGAUAGCAUUGCAGACUUUCUCCCUUCGCCUCUCGACAGGACACCGCCGGCGUUACACAAUUUAGACAGGAAUGGUCAAAAGGGAGAGUUAAUUAACAGCCAGCCAUCAAAAGAAGAUGAACUCAAUGAGAGAAAACCAUUCAUAGUUCCACGUGGUCAUCCGUUGGAUAAAUCUUCAUUGGCACUAGCAUUCAAAGUCGUGCACAUGAAAGGUAGAGGCAGCGGUGAUGGUCGCGUUGUUUUUGCAAGAUUAUAUUCUGGGAAACUACGCGAUCGCGAACAGCUCCAAGUUAUUACACCACCUGCCCCAGGUGAAUUAGCAGCCGAAGUACGUACUGAAAGAGUAGGCGGGAUGCUCGAACUCGCUGGUGGCCGUUUUGACAACAUCGAAGGUGGCGAAGUCAAGAGCGGCGAAGUCUGUGCUCUUGUCGGUCUUAAAACAGUAGUGACAGGGGACACUUUGAUGUUGGCGUCAUCCAGUCAAAAACAAAAGAAAGGAGACAAGAACAWUAGUAAUGAUUUGGUGUAUUUGGCUGGAGUUGCAUCUCCCAAACCGGUCAUAACUGUUCGUCUUGAGUCAGAUACAUCUCAACAGCAAGCACGACUUUCAGAGGCAUUGGUACUGAUGGCAACUGAGGAUCCGAGUCUCUUUGUGGAAGAGACCGAGUCAGCAACCCUUUUGUCGGGAUUAGGAGAACUUCAUAUUGAAGUAACUCUUGAUAGGCUACGUCGAGAAUUCGGAYUACAGGUUAUGGUCGGUCCUCCUUCUGUUGCUUACCGCGAAACAGUGAAAACAAAAGUGGAAACCCUCGGUGGCCUGGUUGAAUAUGAUCGCACCAUAGGAUCUACACGGCUACAAGCUGCUGUUCAUYUGACCAUAAAACCAAAUCACCGCAGGGAUUCUGAUUGUGGAGAYAAUUCUUGUAUGAUGUUGACCGACCCAAUUGUGACAGUAAGUCCCAAGGCACGCGAGUUUUUGGGAUUGAAUCAAGACUUGAGGGAAGAAGAGUUAUUAGGCAAGAGUAGCAUUGCGAAAGCAUUGAUCCAAGGUUGCCAAGGCGCUCUUAAGCGGGGUUUAUUGAAGUCAGCGGCAAUGACGAAUGUCAUAUGUCACGUUGAAAACGUCGAUGCAGAAGGUGGGCUCGCUGCUCUUACAGCUCUUCCCGGAUCACUUCAAGCUGCAGCGGCCAACGCUGUUGCACUUUGYCUCCAUCAGAAUGAAAGCGACUGUGCUAUUUUAGAGCCGACCGUUUCUGUUGAAAUCAUAGUUCCGAACGAUAUGGUGGGUACAGUAUUGUCUGAUUUAAAUAAUAGACGCGGGAUUGUUGGGGAUGUUGUUGCUGGAGAUGGAAUUCACGGGAAAUCGCUUGUUCGCGGAAGCGUUCCUUUAGUUGAAAUUCUCGGCUAUGCCAAAAGCUUACGCAGCAUAACAGGAGGAGAAGGGGCGUUCACUUCCGAGUAUCGUGGGCACUCCUUCUGUUAGGGUUGCAAAUUGGAGAAAAAGGACACAAUUUAUUUCGAACCUUAUUAUCUACGUUUGCCCUUGGGUUUUGUUAAUAAGCRUGUAAUACUUUCACCACUGAAAUUGAAAUUCGUGUUCAAUCAAAACGAGAUCUCUUGUUCCCAGCACCUACUGGCUGGUGUAGAUCGACAGGUCGUUUGUGGCUUCGGCUAGAGUCUGGACUAAUCUGCUUCGAUCGAUUGUAUUUGUUUGAACCUCGGAAAUCAUUAGUUGUAAUGCCUUCGUCUUCUUCACAGUCGCUAUCAUCUCUUGUCGAAAAUUUGAAUUCCUUCGCUUUUUCGAUUUCAUCUGCCAAUUUGUGUUCGCGAUCUGCAAUCCUGAUUGCAAUGUCAUAACUUUUUUCCAAGUUGAGUCGGCUGAUGAGGUCAAAUGC
Pseudo-nitzschia multistriata is the source of this 3475-nucleotide messenger RNA. The record is from the annotation of a GenBank genome assembly. NCBI's taxonomy places the organism in Eukaryota, Bacillariophyta, Bacillariophyceae, Bacillariales, Bacillariaceae.